This is a messenger RNA of Magnolia sinica, 777 nucleotides long. RefSeq lists its product as uncharacterized. The record is from RefSeq and is a predicted model, not a curated record. The coding region runs from base 122 to 733 and encodes 203 amino acids. The transcript is spliced from 5 exons. Gene Ontology annotation, cellular component: catalytic step 2 spliceosome. Lineage: Eukaryota; Viridiplantae; Streptophyta; Magnoliopsida; Magnoliales; Magnoliaceae.
CCUAAACCCUUUCUCCCUCCCUCUCUCCCUUUCUCUCAAUCAUCCCAUUUUCGUUGGGGCCAAGCGGCGAGGAUAAUAGCUAGGACAAAAUCCCCAAAGAAGGGAGAAGAGAGAGCGAAGAAUGGUGAAGGGAAGGAUGGGAAGCACAGCGGUGGAGAAAACCACAAAAGAGCUUCGUAAAGAGAUCGAAGAGCUCCAUAGACAGCAGUGGGAGAUCACAGAACGCCUUCGAGAUCCUAGAGGCAUCCGAAGUGCUAGAUUGACUGCCAACGGGCCACGCAACUUUGGCGGUCCUAAUGGAGUUCGUCGACGGGGUCUCAUCAGACCUGUGGAUAGGGUUGACUUCGAGGAUCAGUCUGCACUAAAGCGGCGGCUUUCUUCAACAGUGGUCAAGGUUGAGGAAGGAGAACUCACAGAGGAUGCGGCUGGAGCAAAAGCUGCGAAGGAACCGGAUUUAACCACAGAAGGAGGACCUGCUGCAAUGGAAGCGACUGAUAGAAGGGCGUUCGAUCUGCAGCUGCAUGACAGCUUUAGGAGGGAUGGGAAUCAGAGGGAGUUGAGGAUGAUGGACGUCGAAGCUCAACCAACGGAGCACGUGCCAAGGGUCUUGCCGAAAGAUAAAGACCCGAGUUUGGUUAAGAGGAACAGAAGAAUGCUGGGACAGCUGUUGGGGAUAUUAGAGGUAAUUCGUAGCAAUUAUGCUGCAAUAUUCGAUGUUUUUUAUAUAUCAUAAAUCAUGAUAAAUAGAAAAAAAUUAUUUAUAACACAGACAAGAUG